CCACCGAAGGGACAUAAACGAAAAUCUGAAGAUUCUUCUGGACCACCGAACGGACACAAACUGACAGAAUCACGAAGGAAGAGAGACAGAGAGCGUAAAAAAUGCAGUCGAUGAAGGAGAAGGCUUCGAACAUUGCAGCUUCUGCGAAAGCUGGCAUGGAGAAGACCAAAGCCACUUUGGAGGAGAAGGCGGAGAAGAUGACGACGAGAGACCCAGUUCAGAAAGAGAUGGCGACGCAGAAGAAAGAAGACAGAAUCAACCAAGCCGAGCUCGAGAAACGGGAGGCGCGUGAGCACAACGCGGCCGCCAAGCACGCAGCCGGCGCCGGCCUUGGGAGCCCGGGCUACACCACUAAGGGAACAGGUCAUCUGGGCUCCACCACCGGACACGGAACCGGGGCCCUGCCUGGCCACGGCAUUUCGCCCGCGGUCGAGGGUACGGUCGUAACCGAUGCGGGGACCGGUCGGACCAUCGGCCAGACCGCUCGUACGGGAGGUGGUGGCACCACAGGGUUCACGACCGGUGGGGAUUACCGUGGAUAGGUUGUGGUUUUUGUUUAUCUCAAAUGAGUACAAACUUUUUUACGUUGUCUUUGGUUUUGGUUUUGUUAUGGUUUGACCGGUCGUUUUUUCUUUCGGAUGAUGUGUUUGUGGGGUUUACUUGAUCUGAUUUUGCGUGUUUUUUCUGUAAUAACCUAAAGUUUUUUUUUAUUGAAAUAAAACGUUCCUUGAUGUAUA
Messenger RNA from Tarenaya hassleriana, 737 nucleotides. Its product is annotated as 11 kDa late embryogenesis abundant protein-like. The coding region runs from base 102 to 542 and encodes 146 amino acids. The transcript has 2 exons. NCBI's taxonomy places the organism in Eukaryota, Viridiplantae, Streptophyta, Magnoliopsida, Brassicales, Cleomaceae. The record is from RefSeq and is a predicted model, not a curated record. Gene Ontology annotation, biological process: embryo development ending in seed dormancy.